Trichoderma reesei QM6a is the source of this 1590-nucleotide messenger RNA. RefSeq lists its product as uncharacterized. The record is from RefSeq and is a predicted model, not a curated record. Bases 1 to 1590 code for a protein of 529 amino acids. Gene Ontology annotation, biological process: transmembrane transport. Gene Ontology annotation, molecular function: transmembrane transporter activity. NCBI's taxonomy places the organism in Eukaryota, Fungi, Ascomycota, Sordariomycetes, Hypocreales, Hypocreaceae. The transcript is spliced from 3 exons.
AUGCCCCUGAGGGCGCUCAACGAUGAAUCAGAAAAGCCUCCAGAUGAAGAAGAUUACAUGUCCGGCUUCAAGCUGUGGCUCAUGCUCGCCUCUUUGAUCUUCAGCAUCUUCCUCAUCGCCCUAGACAUGACCAUUGUCGCAACCUCCAUCCCCGCCAUCACCAACGAGUUCAACGGCCUCGGAGACCAAGCCUGGUACAGCGCAAUCUAUCUCAUGACGUCCGGUGGCUUCCAGUCCACAUGGGGAAAGAUGUAUCAGUACUUCCCUCUCAAGAUCAGCUUCCUCAGCGCAAUGGCCGUCUUUGAGAUUGGCAGCCUCAUCUGCGGCGUGGCCCCUUCGUCUGUGAUUUUCAUCAUUGGACGCACGAUUGCUGGUGUAGGCGCCGCGGGCGUCAGUUCAGGAGCUUACACGAUAUGUGCUUACAUCUCUGAGCCCAGGAAGAGGGCGGUGCACACGGGGAUACUGGGUGCUGUGUUUGGGGUUGGGAGUAUCCUGGGUCCUUUGCUCGGCGGUGUCUUUUCCGAGGAGUCCACAUGGAGAUGGUGUUUCUACAUCAACCUCCCCAUUGGUGUCCUCCCUAUCGUAUCAACAGUCUUCUUUCUCAGCACGCCCAAGGCCGCAAAACCUCGAGAAGCACCAAUUAAAGAAAAACUUCUACAGCUGGACCCCCUGGGAACAGCCGUGCUCAUGGGAGCCAUCAUCACCUACCUCAUGGCCGUCCACUACGGCGGCCAGAUCGACCCCUGGAACUCUGCACGCGUCAUUGGCCUUCUCGUAGCCUCCGUCGUCUUGUUCAUCGUCUUUGCCUUGAUUGAGCGCUGGCAGGACGAAAGAGCCAUGAUCAUCCCGCGGCUGUUUGCCAAGCGCGACAUCUACGUCCCGCUCUUCUACACCGUCUUCCAGGGUGGUGCGCUUUUCGCCAUGGUGUAUUACCUUCCGCUGUACUUCCAGGCCAUUCGCGGUACCGAUGCAGUCAUCUCGGCUGUCCACAACUUGCCGUUUAUCAUUGCGGCCAUGCUCUCGGCUCUUGGCGCCGGCAUCUUCAUCUCCAACACGGGCCUGGCCACCCCUGUGAUGAUAGGGGGCUCGGCCAUCGCCACGGUUGGAUGUGGUCUCUGUCACUUGUUCGACUUGGAUACAGAGACAGGAGUCUGGAUAGGGAUUCAGAUCGUCGUCGGCCUCGGCCUUGGCUGCGCAUUUCAAGUCCCCAUCAUGGUUGGCCAAGUCAGCGUCGACGUCGCCGAUAUUCCAGCCGUCACAGCCAUGAUUCUAUGCUUCCAGACGGUGGGGGGUGCCAUCUGGGUGUCUGCGUCGCAGUCCAUCUUUGUCAACAGGAUGUUGAUCGCGGUCCCGCAUUUUGCACCAGGGGUUGAUCCCACUCAAGUCGUGAGCACCGGCGCAGGAGAGCUGCGAGAGGUGUUUGGAUCCGAGCAAAUUGUGGGCGUCCUCACGGCGUAUCUCACCGGUAUCAGAGCAGCGUAUAUGCUCUCUUGCGCUGUCGUCGGAGCGUCUCUGCUGGUGGGGGUGUUUCUGCCUUGGAAGAGGCUGGACACGGAUGCUUUGAAGGAGGCUGGAGGGGCUGCAGCAUAA